Hipposideros armiger (great roundleaf bat) is the source of this 198-nucleotide messenger RNA. Its product is annotated as SH3 domain-binding glutamic acid-rich-like protein. The record is from RefSeq and is a predicted model, not a curated record. Lineage: Eukaryota; Metazoa; Chordata; Mammalia; Chiroptera; Hipposideridae. Gene Ontology annotation, cellular component: cytoplasm.
AUGAGAGAAAAUGUACCUGAAAACAGUCGACCAGCCACAGUACCCCUGCCACCUCAUAUUUUCAGUGAAAGCCAGUACCAUGGGGACUAUGAUGGCUUCUUUGAAGCCAGAGAGAACAAUGCAGUGCAUGCCUUUUUAGGCUUGACAUCUCCACCUGGUUCAAAGGAACCUGAAGCGCAGGCAAAGCAGCAAGCAUGA